This is a messenger RNA of Acanthochromis polyacanthus (spiny chromis), 848 nucleotides long. RefSeq names its product C-reactive protein-like. The record is from RefSeq and is a predicted model, not a curated record. NCBI's taxonomy places the organism in Eukaryota, Metazoa, Chordata, Actinopteri, Pomacentridae. The coding region runs from base 111 to 776 and encodes 221 amino acids. The transcript has 4 exons.
UUGUAUCACAAAUAAAAGAAGUUCAAACAUCGCUUGUUUCACGAAUAAAAACAGGUCAGAAACCCUAAAACUUUGGCCAAGUCAUCCAGAGGAAGCAGCCAGGCUACAAGAUGGAGAAACUCGUCCUGUUGAUGUUGAUGUUGGCAACUUGUUACGCAACACCCAAAGAUCUGUCAGGAAAAGUGUUUGUCUUCCCCAGAGAGACCACCACUGAUUAUGUGAAGCUCCUCACAUCCCAAACGCAGUUCAGCGCUGUCACUGUCUGUCUCAAAUUCCUCACAGAUCUCAAGAGGAACGUCGGUCUCUUCUCUUUGGCCACGGUCGGACACAGCAACGACUUUGUGCUCUUUAGGAUGAACGACGUGAUUGAGGUUACCGCUCGGGACGUCAGCGUUAACUUCCUGUCGCUGCCGCUUACUCCAAACACCUGGCACAGUCUAUGUUCCACCUGGAGCUCUGCCAACGGCUUGGCUCAGUUGUGGCUGGACGGCAAACCAUCCAUCAAGAGAUUCAUCUCCGAGCAGCCCAUCACCGGGACGCCCAUCUCCAUCCUGGGCCAGGAGCAGGACUCCUACGGUGGAGGAUUCGAUUCCGAUCAGUCCUUCGUUGGGGUGAUUUCCCGGAUGCACAUGUGGAACUAUGCCCUCUCCCCGGCUGAGAUCAAACGCUAUGUGAAUAACGGGAACUUCUCCCCAGGAAAUGUGUUUAACUGGAGAGCUCUGGAGUAUGAAAUCUAUGGGAAGGUUUUGGUGGAUGAGGAGCCUGAUGAUAUGUAGCAACAGGACCAAAGUUUUAACUCCCAGUUGUCACCAUGUAAUCCUGACCAGGAAUAAACCAGUGAAUGCAUA